This is a messenger RNA of Camelina sativa (false flax), 682 nucleotides long. Lineage: Eukaryota; Viridiplantae; Streptophyta; Magnoliopsida; Brassicales; Brassicaceae. The record is from RefSeq and is a predicted model, not a curated record.
AACAUAAUUCAUAUACACACAUAUUUUUUCUUCAAUUAUGGUCAAUAUCAUGACUAGAAAGAAGCUAAACCUAUCUUACAUUGAAAAUGAUUCAAUGAGAAAAGCAACGUUCAAUAAGAGAAAAAAAGGUUUCGUGAAAAAGAUCCACGAGCUUUCCGUACUUUGCGGAAUCGAAGCAUGUGCUGUGAUUUACAGUCUAUCCAACUCAGUUUCGGAGGUCUGGCCAUCAAACUUGGGAGUAAAGAACGCCGUGGGGAAGUUCGAGAUGCUGACAGAUAUGGAGCAAGAGAAAAAAAUGGUGAACCAUGAAGGCUUUCUCAAACAAAACAUAUCAAAAGCUAUGGGGAAUAACAAGAGAAAGAUGAAGAACAAUGCGGAGAGGAUGAUGAAAGAGGCCAUGUUCGAACUUCUUGGUGGGAAGGGUGAUAGAUUUAAGCUGCCUAACAUACAUCGUGAAGAUUUGUGUAAGUACAUUGAUCAGUAUCUUAAUGAACUUUAUCACCACAAAAACAAAAUCCUAAGGCAAUCCCAUGUUGAAUAUGGUGAAUCAUCUGAAGCUGCUACAAAUGUCAUGGCACCAACAUCUUCAGUUGAAGUGAAUUUUCAAUUCUUUCCAACUCUCAAUGUUUCCAACUCUCUUUAUUAUUAUCCUGUUCAAAUUAAAUCACAAUUUAGCUACUAA